GUCAGUACUCUAGCAUAUCUUUGUAUGCUAUCCAUGUUGAAUUUGGAAACCCCUAGCUAUCAACCCAUGAGAUUUUAAAAGUUUCAGUCAGAAAUCAGAAUCUCUUCUAAUAAAAUAUCAAAACAAUUUAGUAGAGCCUAAAUUUUAUUGGUUAAACCCCUGCAUGUGAGACGUGGAUAGCAUCGCACUUCAUCAAAUACCAAUAAUAAGUAAUAACUGUCAGUGAGCGCCACAUUCUCCACCACCCUCUCAUACCCCCAAGCAAGUCUCUCUCAACUUGCCACAGAGGAGAAGUAUGUCAAGAAUUUUUCUUGCUCUGCUGCUUUUCAUGUUUGUCACAAAAAUUUCAGUGAAUGGGCAGCUAGAAGAAUGGUGCAUAGCAGAUGAGCAGACACCAGACAAUGAGUUGCAAGUAGCUUUAGAUUGGGCAUGUGGGAAAGGAGGUGCAGAUUGUAGCAAGAUUCAGAAGGACCAGGUUUGUUAUUACCCAAACACAGUGAGAGACCACGCUUCUUAUGCCUUCAACAAUUACUUCCAGAAGUACAAGAAGAAAGGUGGAACCUGUUUCUUCAACAAUGCGGCCAUGGUUACUCAAGUUGACCCUAGUCAUAAUUCUUGCCAUUACGAGUACAGGCCCUAGUGCUAAGUGCUUUUCAGUCUCUUAAAGCCAAGUUGAGGUUUUCAUCAGUUAUGCCAAGAAACAACUGAAUGCAUCCUGAGUCUGAGCAGUUGAAUUCUAUAUGUUGUAGCCAUUUUUGCAACUAAGAUUCGACAUAUUGGCUGCUAGAUGCAAUUGUAACAUCCACUAAUUUCUCUCUAUUUGGUGCUUCUUUACUCGGAGCAAUUUCAGUUGGUGUUUGUAAACAAAUUAAAAGUGACAUGAAAAAGACGAGCGCCAAAUGAACUCAAUCGUCAUACCUCAGUUUAAUUGGCCUGGGUGAC
Capsicum annuum is the source of this 942-nucleotide messenger RNA. Its product is annotated as PLASMODESMATA CALLOSE-BINDING PROTEIN 5-like. The transcript has 3 exons. The coding region runs from base 296 to 640 and encodes 114 amino acids. The record is from RefSeq and is a predicted model, not a curated record. Lineage: Eukaryota; Viridiplantae; Streptophyta; Magnoliopsida; Solanales; Solanaceae.